CUGUCCACAUCUUCCCCCCUCCCCCACCCCACACACAGCUGGGGGUUGGGGCUGAGGCUGGAAGCAGGGCCACAAGCGGAGCCCUGGCUGGGGGCAGAGCUGUAGCCGAGCCAGGGGGUGAGGCCAGGACUGCAGCUGUGGGCAGAGCCACGGCCGUGGCUGGGGGGUAGGGCCAGGAGGAAAGCCACAGCUGUGGCUGGAGCAGAGCUGGGGGCAGAGUGAGGCUUGGUGGCGCUUCCUCACUGUUCCCCUUGGGGCUGUCCCUGGGCCCUGCCGCACCCCCAUGAAUGUUCCCCUUCUUCCCUCCCCCCAGGAGCAUGCCCCACACUGCGGGGACCACUGAUCUAAAGGAAGAUUACCUUAACCAGGCCACCCCAUAGCAGCGGAGGGCAGAGCUGCAGUAUAAGGGCACAGAAUGAUUGCUGUCCUUUAUCAUUAAAACCAAGUGCUAUAUGGAAGAGUUAGCAGGAAAGUUGCACCAAGCACCAAGCCAGCUGCUGCUCCCAACAGUGUGUCACCUGCAGCAUGAUUCUUAUUUUGUUCCCUACACUGCAACAGAAGCCCAAACAAAAUAAACAUGCCUGCAUCAUGCCCUGGAGCUUCCCACUAAAGCAACUUCCCAGCAUCUUCAACUUCAUGCACAACACCUCUCCAUAUCAGUCCUGCUACCAAUGGGUCUUGCGGGCCCACUAAAAAACUCUGAGGAUUAAGGAGCCCAUCUCUGCCACCCAGCCUUCCUGGGGGCUCCCAGCCUCAACCAAUUAUGAUGAUUUCCCCUACCACAACUCUGAGACUGAGUCAAAGGGUAAAAGGUGAUUUGUGAAUGGCACCCAACAAGUUAACCUCCCCACUACACAAAACUCCCUCCCUCCCACAAUCUGUUCUCUCCCUCUUCAAAGAACCAACCCAGCCCCAAAAAUAGUUCCCCCAAUUCUCUUUCCCUGUGGAAACCAAUUCCUGCCACCACACAAUAAACUCCAAAAAUCAGUUCCCACACUCCCACCCCCACAAAAGAAUAGCCUCUCCUUCCCAACAGCCAGUGAUCGCCAUGAUCAGUUCUCUCUCCCCCUCCCAUAGGACUGUCUCAGUGACACCAGUUGUCACAAGUCUUGCAAUAUUUGGUGCUUUUCCCCCCAGAGCCCCAGCUUCUGGAGUCACAAGACUGAGUGAGAACAGCAACAGCCUUUAUUUAAAAAAAAGAUGAGGCCUCGAACUAGGUCAGCCUAGAACUUAGGUCAACCUAGCUACAUUGCCCAGGGCUGUGAGAAAUUUUGCACUCCGUGGGACAUAGUUAGAUCAACCUAACAGCCACUGUGGACUCAGCAGAUGGGAUCAUGAGUGAGAAGGAGGCGGAGAGCCCUCUGCAGGGAGGUCCUGAGGAAGAGGCUAAACCCAAAGGGAACAUCACCCAGAAAGUUGGCUCAGACAGUCCUGGCGGGUCGGAGUUGCGGGGGGGAAAUGACAGAGAGCAGCAGCUACUGGGCAGAUCCCCCCUCUGGGGGAGAGGGCUCCAAUCCAAAGAGAAACGCUACAACUGCACUGACUGUAACAAGAGCUUCAGCCAGAGCUCCCACCUCAUCCGGCACCAGGGCACCCACACGGGCGAGCGCCCCUACAAGUGCUCUGACUGCGGAAAGAGUUUCACCCAGAACUCCAACCUUGCCCAGCACCAGCGGGUACACACAGGCGAGCGCCCCUACCAGUGCCUCGACUGCGACAAAAGCUUCACCCAGAGCUCCCACCUGACGGAGCACCAGCGCGUGCACCAAGGUGUCAAGCCCUACAAGUGCACCAACUGCAAUAAGAGCUUCAGCCAGAGUUCCCACCUCCUGCGGCACCAGGGCACCCACACGGGUGAGCGCCCUUACAAGUGCCCUGACUGCGGGAAGAGCUUCAGCCAAAACUCCAACCUGGUGCAGCACCAGCGCAUCCACACGGGUGAGCGUCCCUACAAGUGCGGAGAGUGUGGGAAGAGCUUCAGCUGGAGCUCCAACCUCAUUGAGCACCAGCGCGUGCACACGGGCGAGCGGCCAGACAAGUGCCCCGACUGUGGGAAGAGCUUCACCCGCAGCUCCGCGCUCAUCCAACACCGACGCAUCCACAAGGGGCUGAGGCCCUACAAGUGCACGCAGUGUGGGAAGAGCUUCAACAAGAGCUCCCACCUCAUCCGGCACCAGGGCACCCAUGCCGCUGGAGAGCUGCCCUGCACAUGCACCAGUUGUGGGAAGAGCUUCACCCGGAGCAUCCAGCAGAGGCCACGGCCACACCACUGUGCUGAGUGUGAGACACGCUUCUCUCGCAUUGCUGGCAGCCAGCUACGAGCUGAUGUGGCAGUGAAGCCCUACAAGUGCGGGGAGUGUGGUAGGAGCUUCGGGCGCAGCUCAUACCUGGUGCAGCACCAGCGCAUCCACACGGGCAACAGACCCUACAAGUGCGGGGACUGCGGGAAGGGUUUCGGGGUCAGUGCCCACCUCACCCGGCACCAGCGCAGCCAUGCAGGUGACCGGCCGUACCGAUGUCCCCAGUGUGGAAAGACCUUUGGGGAGAGCACAAAGCUGCUGAGCCAUGCGGGUGAGCGUCCCUACCAAUGCCCUGACUGUGAGAAGAGCUUCUGCAAAAGUUCCCACCUGGUCAGCCACCAGCGCACCCACACUGGAGAGCGGCCCUACCGCUGCACCAUCUGUGACAAGAGCUUCUGCCAGAGCUCCCACCUCAUCCGGCACCAGGGCACCCACACGGGGGAGCGCCCCUACAAGUGCUCCAACUGUGAGAAGAGCUUCACCCAGAGCUCCAACCUUGCCCAACACCAGCGCAUCCACACGGGGGAGCGCCCCUACCAGUGCACUGAUUGCGGGAAGAGUUUCAGUUGGAGCUCCAACCUCAUAGAGCACCAGAGAACCCACCUAGCACAGAAACCCUGAACAUAGGGCGGGCCAACGUAUCUGUUUGCUGAGCAAGCUCCCAAUGCUGCAGUAAACAGCAUGGGGCCAGCAGGACACUUAAUGGGAGAAAUUACUAAGUGUACAAUGCCAAAGACUAGAAAUCCUCCUCCUUCACACUGCCAGAGGCGGCUGCCCGUCCCAGCCUCGCCUGUUGCAAGAUCCAGGAGAUGAUGCCACUUGCCACAGGGCUAAGGAACCUGUAAUAAGGCAAGUCUAAGGGGGUCUAACAUAUGCAUUCUUUCAACCUCAUAUGGACAGGCUAUCUACAAAGACUGGCAGACAGAAUGCAGGCCAUUUCAGUCCCAUGGGCAGCUCCCUAGCAUUUGUUCCUUCUUUUUGUCUAUUCUGGCCAGACUCCGUCCCAGGAUUUUAAUUCCUGUUGGCAACCUAGAUUCUAUUCCCAUUUUUUAAAAUUUGCUUUUAAUACUGUAUUUCCUGUUGUAUUGCAGUCUCUCUCCAUAUGAAAUAAAACCUGCUCCAGCAUACCCAUUUUC
Chelonoidis abingdonii (Abingdon island giant tortoise) is the source of this 3436-nucleotide messenger RNA. The record is from RefSeq and is a predicted model, not a curated record. NCBI's taxonomy places the organism in Eukaryota, Metazoa, Chordata, Testudines, Testudinidae.